Molecule: messenger RNA, 2537 nt
Organism: Punica granatum (pomegranate)
Lineage: Eukaryota; Viridiplantae; Streptophyta; Magnoliopsida; Myrtales; Lythraceae
Source: RefSeq, a predicted model, not a curated record
CGUUUCAGGGUCCGUACAAAAUUGCUCUCCUCCCCUCUCCCUCGUCUCCUCUCUCACAGAGAAAAUCCUCCAUCUGCCGAAAACCUAUCGCUCUCUCUCUCUAUCUGUGCAGUUCGCUUUGGCUUUCUCUCUCUAGCUCUUCGUCUCGUUCCCCACUUGUUUAUGAUUGAAUCGAGGGGGAGCUGACACACUCGGACAUGGCGGCCGAAGGUUCUUCUUCGAAAUCGAGCUCCACGGCGGAUUCGUACAUCGGGAGCUUGAUUAGCUUGACCUCGAAGAGCGAGAUCAGAUACGAGGGGAUUCUCUACAAUAUCAACACCGAGGAGUCCAGUAUUGGUCUCAGAAAUGUGAGAUCCUUUGGAACAGAAGGGCGGAAAAAAGAUGGUCCACAAGUCCUUCCAAGUGACAAAGUCUAUGAGUAUAUUCUGUUCCGGGGGAGUGACAUCAAGGAUUUGCAGGUUAAAUCUUCUCCACCACCUGCUCAGACCGCAGCACCAAUAAACAAUGAUCCGGCUAUAAUACAGUCUCACUACCCUCGCCCAGCUUCGGCAUCUACGAGCCUGCUUUCUUCUAAUAACAGUCCUGUGACCGAUAUUGGCUCCCAUGCUCCACAGAUGGGUCUUCCCAGUUCAAAUUUCCAAGGUGGCCUUCCUUUAUAUCAACCUGGAGGAACUGUGCCUUGGGGAACUUCACCUCCUCCACCUGGUUCAAACCCUACAGGGCUUCCAAUGCCAAUGUACUGGCAAGGAUAUUAUGGACCUCCAAAUGGGCUACCUCAUGUGCACCAGCAGUCUUUGCUUCGAACCCCACCUGGGUUGUCUAUGCCUCCUUCAAUGCAGCAGCCGAUGCAUUAUCCUAACUUUAAUGUCAAUUUAUUGACUGGGCCAUUAAACAUGCCCGAGGCAUCAGCUCCUUCGGUCCCAGCUAGUAGUGGCUCAGUCAGCAUGAGCUCUACUUCCUUGACAUCAUUGGCUUCACCGUCUGGGCCCUUGGCUCCUUUAGGUUCUGAAACAUUAUCUGCUUCUUUGCCUAACAAGGCUCCUAUAUCUGCCCUUCCUGCGGCCACUUUAAGUUCCAGCUUGCCACCUUUGACUCCUCCAACAACAAUUUCUCCAGCAAAUACUACCCCAAUACCAUUAAUAUCUGCUAAGCCUGGUGCAUUGGGUGGUUCAGCCUUGCCAUAUCAAAGUGCAAUGCAGGCUAUCUCCUCUCUUGCGGGGCCAUCUGAUUCUGUUCAGAAACAGGAAGUGGUGCCAACUCCAGUGCUUCCACUGAUAACGCCAGGCCAGCUUUUGCAGUCUGGGGGUUCUGGCGUUCCUGUAUGUCAGCCUCCCAGCAUUCCCGUAUGUCAGCCUUCCAGCAUUCCCGUAUGUCAGCCUCCCAUCAUUCCCGUAUGUCAGCCUCCCAGCAUUCCCGUAUGUCAGCCUCCCAGCAUUCCCGUAUGUCAGCCUUCUAGCAUUCCCGCAUGUCAGCCUUCCAGCAUUCUCGUAUCUCAGCCUUCACAAACUGAUCACAAAGAUGUCGAGGUGGUUCAAGUAUCAUCAUCACCAAAAUCUCCGGCACCGCUUGCAAGGGAAGCUCAGCCACCCAUAUUGCCAUUACCGCCUCCUGCAAGGACUGGUUACAAGCCAAAUGGUGCUCCAUACUAUAAUCGUCAUGGAUACAGAAACUAUGGAGGAAGGGGAACUGGGGGUUCCCGUUCAGUGACAAGAUUUACCGAGGAUUUUGAUUUUAUUGCAAUGAAUGAGAAAUUCAACAAGGAUGAAGUUUGGGGAAAUCUUGGUAAGAGUACCAAGGUUCAUUCAAAGGAUAAAGAUGGAGAUGCAAUUGCCAGUGAUGAGGAUGACUACGGCGAUGAAGACGAUGGUGAAGUAUCAAAGAAUGCAGCCAAGCCUGUUUACAACAAGGAUGAUUUCUUUGACUCGCUCUCCUGCGACGCACUUGAUCACAAUUCCCGCAAUGGGAGGACUAGAUUCUCUGAGCAACUGAAGAUAGACACCGAGACGUUUGGUGAUUUUCCAAGGCAUCGGGGGGGCCGAGGUGGCCGUGGGCCUGGUCGUGGCGGCUGGUCCCGUGGCGGAUAUUACGGAGGAAGAGGGUAUCGCAAUAACUAUUAUGCUGGGAGGGGCCGGGGUAGGGGUGUUUACAGCCGUGCCCCAUAGAGACUUUCAAUCUCAAACACAGCUGUAGGGUAAAUGCUUGUCGUGUUUACUGUUUCAUGGGCUUGCUUACUGGCUUACUAGGAGAAUAAACUUAUAGCCUUUGGGUCAAUUAACUACCAAGAAAAACUUAGUUUUUUAGAUUGGUUUUCUCCCAUGAUUAGGAUUUUUCCAUUGAUAGGGCCUGUGUUUGUCUACAUAAGAGGUGCUGCUUGUUUAUGUAUCGGUAUUGGUAGUGUUCUGUACAAUCAGCAAGGGGAAGAUACAAUUCUGGUCAUGGAGGAGCCUUUAGAUUUCUUUUCUGUCGAAUUAAUAAUGUUGGAUUUACAAUGCUGUACAAUGCUGUUGAUCUCUACUGCAAUCUCCACUUUUCUUGUA